GACUGUCAGGCAGUAGACAUGCAGAUGAGUGCCGUUCGAUCUUAGAAUCACCGCACACUUCACUCAUUUGGGCAGUCACGGGGGCCAAAAUGCAGAGUGUGGAGCAGCCACAGUGUGGCGGUGGAGAGCAGCAGCAAUGGGAGGCCAUACAGCACCCUAUGACAAAAAUGGAACCACCAGCAGUUGUGUGAGGAGACCUGAAAGUGGCACAUGGCAGAGUGUGGCGAUGGAGACAGCAGCAAUGGGAGGCCGUACAGGGACCCAUGAGAGACUCUGGACCUGGCAGCAGCAU
Staurois parvus is the source of this 292-nucleotide messenger RNA. The record is from the annotation of a GenBank genome assembly. NCBI's taxonomy places the organism in Eukaryota, Metazoa, Chordata, Amphibia, Anura, Ranidae.